AUGCCAGAAAGGUACGAAGCGUCUAUUGCCUCAUUGGAGAAUACAAAGAAUCUAUCCAAGAUUACUUUGGCAGAGGUGUUACACGCUUUGGAAGCCCAAGAACAGCGUAGGCUAAUGAGAGAAGAUCAUGUGGUUGAAGGUGCACUCCCUGUCAAGCAUCAUGAUGUCAGAACCAGUAAAAAGAAAAUUUUCAAAAGGUUCCAACCAGCAAGCAGUGAAAAUGGUGCUCUUAAUAAAAAACAAGGUAAGGGUAAAAAGAAAAAUUAUCCACUUUGCCAACAUUGCGGAAAAUUGGGUCAUCCACCAUUUCGUUGCUGGAAAAGACCUGAUGCAAGGUGCAGUAAGUGUAAUCGGAUCGGUCAUGAAGCUGUUAUUUGCAAAGCAAAUGUCCAACAAGAAGCUAAAGGUGAUGCACAAAACGCACAAGAAAAUGAAGACCAACUUUUUGCUGCUACCUGUUUCUUCAGCAGCAGUUCAAAUGAAUCUUGGUUGACUGAUAACGGCUGCACAAACCACAUGACCUAUGACAAAGAAUUGUUCAAGUGUUUGGACAUUACUGAAGUCAAAUGGGUCAGAAUUGGAAACGGUGAACAACUUCCAGUAAAAGGCAAGGGUUCAAUAGCUAUAACAACUCACAUAGAUACAAAAACCCUCUCUGAUGUCUUAUAUGUACCUAAAAUUAAUCAAAACUUGCUUAGUGUCGGACAGUUACUAGAGAAAGGGUUCAAAGUUAUCUUUGAAGAUAAAGUCUGCACAAUUAAAGAUCCAACCGGCCUUGAAAUGUUUAAAGUCAAGAUGAGGAGCAAGAGUUUCUCAUUUAAUCCAAUGAAGGAGGAGCAGAUUGCAUUUCAGUAA
Molecule: messenger RNA, 855 nt
Organism: Vigna radiata var. radiata (mung bean)
Lineage: Eukaryota; Viridiplantae; Streptophyta; Magnoliopsida; Fabales; Fabaceae
Exons: 1
Coding region: 1-855 (284 amino acids)
Molecular function (GO): nucleic acid binding; zinc ion binding
Source: RefSeq, a predicted model, not a curated record